Molecule: messenger RNA, 1176 nt
Organism: Magnolia sinica
Lineage: Eukaryota; Viridiplantae; Streptophyta; Magnoliopsida; Magnoliales; Magnoliaceae
Product: AT-hook motif nuclear-localized protein 28
Exons: 1
Coding region: 247-1071 (274 amino acids)
Cellular component (GO): nucleus
Molecular function (GO): DNA-binding transcription factor activity; minor groove of adenine-thymine-rich DNA binding
Source: RefSeq, a predicted model, not a curated record
CAUCACCCUCUGCCAGAGUAUCAAAGCUUUUCGCUUUCGAGACGGGAAAUCUCGCCUUUAGUGGGCUCCACUAACCCCACCUCCAACCCGCUCCCUCCAUCAAUCGGUAAGCCACCUUACUUCUUUUCCAAGCUCGCCCUCCUCCAUCUGAUAUAAAAAAAGUCCAUCUUAUCUCACUCCAAAAGACCAAAAAGUCCUCUACAUCUCUCUCUCUUUCUCUCUAGAAUUUUCUUCUGUAACGUUGGGAUGAAGGGCGAAUAUGGAGAAAGAAGGGGCAUUUUCGAAAGGCAGCAGCGGGAAUACCAGACGUCGGAAGAGGAAGAGAGUCGCAGCAGUGGAGGCUGCAGCAAGAGAGCGAAGCAAGCUGAAACCAGCAACGCCACUGAUGGAGCAUCCAUUGAGGUAGUCCGCAGGCCACGUGGCCGUCCACCGGGCUCCAAGAACAAACCCAAGCCCCCCAUCUUCGUAACCCGCGACACCACCGAAUCCGCCAUGUUCCCCCACAUCCUCGAAGUCCCCGGCGGUCUUGACGUCAUCGACGCCAUCGCCCGUUUCGCCCGCCGCCGGAACGCCGGCCUCUGCGUCCUCACUGGCACCGGCACCGUCGCCAACGUCACCCUCCGGCAGCCCUCCACAACCACGUCAGCCACCUCCUCCUCCACCAUCACCUUCCAUGGCCGUUUCGACAUCCUCUCCAUCUCCGCCACAUUCCUCCCGCCAUCUUCGUCCUCCGUCUUUUCUCAGCCGUUCAACGGUUUCAAAAUCUCGCUUGCGGGCGCGCAAGGGCAGAUCGUUGGUGGGUCCGUGGUGGGAUCUCUGCUCGCUGCAGGGACUGUUGUGGUCGUGGCAGCGUCCUUUUCUAGCCCAACCUUCCACCGACUGCCGGGGGAGGAUGAUAUGUCUACGGCUGAGAUUGCUGCUGCUGUUGGAGCAUCAGAAGCGAGUCCACAUCAUCAAAAUCCAGUGGAGUGCAGCGGUGGGAUGUCUAUGUACAGCUGUCAUCUUCCAUCUGAUGUUAUUUGGGCGCCUACGCCUCGGCUACCGCAGCAUCCGCAACAACAGCCGUACUGAGUUUUCAUGUGAUUUGAUGAAAUUACGUUUUAAUCUCUUGUUUUAGCUUCUUUUUUUUUUUUUAAAAAAAAAAAUUUAAAUAUAAGUAGAAUAUAUUGUAGUGAA